Molecule: messenger RNA, 1760 nt
Organism: Stegastes partitus (bicolor damselfish)
Lineage: Eukaryota; Metazoa; Chordata; Actinopteri; Pomacentridae
Gene: ccdc78
Product: coiled-coil domain containing 78
Exons: 14
Coding region: 1-1659 (552 amino acids)
Cellular component (GO): cytoplasm
Source: RefSeq, a predicted model, not a curated record
AUGGACGCUCAGGACCAGCAGCCAACUUUAAAUCAACUUCAGGAUCAAGUUCAAGCUCUGACACAAGAAAAUUUGCACUUGUUUGACAAAAACAAGCGUCUUUUCACCAAAGUGGGCUACCUGGAGAGCAGACUGGGCCACCUGGCCAGCUCCAGCACAGACCUGUCCUGCAGGCUGGUCCAGAGCGAAGAGGAAAGACUGAAGACAUCUAAGGAGCUUGUGGAGGAGAAAAUUCAGACGAACAAGAUGAGAGAGCGAUAUGAAGAAGAGACAUUUGAGUUGAAAAACAAGAUAUUAAACCAAGACGGCGUGAUAACCGAGCUCGAAAUGCAGCGAGACAAGUUGUUCCAGGAGCUCCAGUCGGCUGAAGCUUGUCUGAAAGUGAAGGAGGAGAGCAGCCAGGAGCUGACUUCAGAGUACGCCACGCUGAAGAACAGCUACCUGCUUCUGACUGAGGCCCAUGAUAAAGAGCUGGCUCAGAGUGAUGAGCUCAGUGCAGAGCUGCUGGCGUUGGCCCAGGCCCAGGACGCCCUCCGCAGGCAGCUGGAGGAACAGCAGCAGAGUGUGGAGACCACCACCCAGGGCCUUCACGGGGAGCUGGACAGGGUGCGGGCCUUAAUCAGCCGAAUGUCACAAAACAGGGUCAAGCCUGAGGAUCUAGCAGCACUGGACAAGGAGCAAAAAACUAUGGAAAAAUCUCUGCUUGGAAACCAACAUGAGAUCAAAGAGAUGCUGGAAAAAAUGAGGAACAGCUACGAGGAGCGGCAGAAGAAACUGGAGGAGAAAGUGGUGGCGAUGGGUAAAGAGCAGCAGCAGAACAACAGAGCCAUGCAUGUUAGUCAGCAGAAACUGUCGGAGCAGAGUGCGGCCCUGAUGUGCUCUCAGAGCCAAAUGAAGGAGGUGGAAGAAGAGAACUCGAAGCUGCAGCUGCAGGUCAAAGAGCUGAAUGAGGAAUAUCGUGCGAGGCUGGUUUGUUAUUUACAGGACUUAGCUGGCUACAUCGAUGGGGUUAAAGAGAGUCAAAGUCCCUCAGAGCAGAGCAGGAUGAGGACAUUUGUGGACAGCAUGCUGCAGGAUGUCCGUUCGUCCUACAGGGCCAGAGAGGAGCAGCUCGCCUCCGCUGCUCGAUCCUAUAAGAAGAGGCUGCAGAAGAUCACCAGAACUCAUCAUGCUCUGCUUAUUACAUACAGCGUUCAGAGGGACCAGAUUUUGGCGAACCCAGAGAGCGGUGUGGACCCCGGGCCUCCAGAAGCCCACUUCAGCCCGGAGCCCGCUGAGCUGAGAGACGAAGCCGAGAAGGAGCUCCAGCGGCUUCGCCAGGACAAGGCGAGGCUGGAGGGUCAGCUGCAGAUGGCUGUUUCCCAAAUGCCUGCGAAAAGUUUAAGCCAUCAGGAGCAUCCGGGGCAGAUAUGUGAGGAAUCCUGGCUGGACGUAAAGAAACAGCUGAGGCAGAUCACAGACUCUACGCUGGUGGGCUUUGAGAAGGAACGUGCCCUUCUGGUCACCAGGGCAACAGUUGCCGAAGCGCAAGUGCUGGAGUUGCAGGAUUACGUUGACGACCACCUGGUCAGGUAUAAACAGGAGAUCACGCAUCUCCGCAGACUGCAUGGGAUGGAGGAUGCUGGGCAUUCCCGGAGUGCCCAUUCAUCUCUCCAUUGAGAAAACUAGCAGAGAAAUCAGAAAGCUGCUCAUGCACACAGCUUGGAGUUGUAAAAUCCACACAUAUGCGGACUAGGAAUAAACAGAAAGCGUAAAAAUGA